AUGUACAACAGUAACGACGAUGAAGAGGAGAACUACUCGAGGAAUAGAAGAAGCAACUCAUCAGAUAGUGGGAACGGGGAUGGAAAUGGAAUGCUAAACGACCCAAUGAACACAUAUAACCAUUACAAUAACUUUAAUCGGUUUCACGAACAAAAUAUGCAGGCAUGUAAAAUUGACGAAAUUUAUGUAGACGAUAGUUAUGAUGAAAAUAAUAAUUACGUUCAGAAAGGAGACAACCAAAACGACAAUAACCAUUUUGAAAUAAAUAAAAAUGUAAAUUUCGAUGGACCAUACAGUUAUAAAAAUUUGAGGGACGUUACGGAAAAUGAAAUUGAAUUAGUGGUGGAAAAUUUUUUCGAUCGAAUUAGAAAUAAUGAAGAUGUGUACUCAGAAUGGAAAGUAUGUCCCAAUUUUAUUUUUCGACUUUUAUUUAUUGCAAAGUCGAGGUCCCAUAAUUAUAUGUACCCAGUGGCAUCAUCCUUCAUUGAAGCCAUCGCCAAGGAUGACUGGGUUCCUGAUUGGGGAUUCAGUAGUGUACAGUAUUAUAUAAUUCUAAUCAAUUUAGCAGAUUAUAGAAAAUCCUAUUACAAAAUCGAUCACUUUAGUUUUUCUCAUUUGAAUACUGACCGAGGCUGGCACAAUUUUGUUCCCUUUGAAAAAUUAAGGGAACCAGGAUUUAUUAACGAAAAUGGGCAAAUCGUUUUAAGGGCCGGAGUCUUCCCUUUCGGUUCAGAAUCUUUUAAAAACAGCAGAGAUAUAAACUAUGAUAGUAAAUCUAGGACAGGAUUUGUUGGUCUCCAAAAUCAUGGAGCCACGUGCUAUAUGAAUGCCCUUCUACAACUCCUGUAUCAUAUUAACAUUUUUCGAAAAGCUGUUUGUAUGAUGAUUUUUAACAUUGAGAAUAUUAUUGGUGAGAAAACUUUAGAGUUUUUUAAAAAAAAAUUUGAAAAAAAAAAACGAAAGAAAAAGUUGUGCCUCAGUAGUGACAAGAGUUGCACCACACAGAUGAUAGCUCAAGGUGGGGACGUGGACUCCAAAAACGAGAAAAAUCGAAAAAAGAAAAAGACCAAGUUUGAACAAGUAGACAGUUCCGAUUCGGAACGCUUCAAGGGGGCAUCCCUCAUGAAGAUGGUCCCCUACACACCUAGUGAUAACAACGGGGAGGAAGGUAAUCCUGAUGGGGAUGGUGAUAUCCGCCAGGGGGACGAACACAAACGGGAUGGGGAUCAGCAUGAUAUUCGAAUCCAAGGUAGAGCCUUUGGAGAAUUGGAUGUCAUGCCAAACCCUAAUGAAUCCCACUUGUACGAAAUGACAAAACAUAAUCACAAUAUUCGAGUAAAGAAUGACAUGAAGAAUGCCGACCUACACAUAAAUCAUCUAAGCAGGAGCGACAACAAUGAUAAUGGCAGUAGCUGUACUGGUCAGCUUAGGCACUCGCAUGAAGACCCCCCUUUGGGAGCACCACAUAAUGCGGCCCUAGGGGAUGGGUCGUCCCCCUUCAGUGGGUCCCCUCUGAUGGAACGUCCAUAUGACCACCUCCAUCAAGUCCAACCGGAUAAAGUAGAAAACGUAAAAGAGAAAAAAAACAUGAGCGAAUAUCAACAGACGUACGCUCCCCAUGAACAGUUAAGCAACAACGAUGGGGAAGAAACACAGGAAGGGUCAACAUAUCGACCCGGCAAUGUUGUAAAUAUUGGUCGAAUCAACAGUAACGACAUUUCCAAAAUUUCACACAUGCCUAGUGUCGGGGCGCAGGAGUACGAAAUAAAGAAUAAUAAAAAGCAUGCCUAUGUGCACAAUUCGUCGUCUGACCCAUCCAUAGACACAGGAGGGGUGCAAAAUAAUGUGAGCAACAACGAUAGCGGUGAGGUGUACUAUGAUAAUUCUUUGUACAAAAGCGAAGGGUACAACAAUGAAAUGGGCAUGACAAUGAAUUGUAAGAAGAACAAGAAAAAAGGCAUGGUGUACGAUUCGAAGAAGAAUUUAAAAAAAAAAAAAAAAAUUUUCAAAUAUGCAAAUGACAGAAAAGUGGACCAAACGGAAAAUAACGAUCAUGUCAUGUCUCCCUUUAGCUCCUCCGAUAAUUUAUCCAACAUUUCUACCUUGUCCAAGGAGAAGAAGAAAAAGAAGUUUGCAUCUAACAACAGUUUUCAUUUAACGUCAUGUGGUAACGUGAAGAAGGAAAAUGAUAGCUCAAUGAAGAAUGCCAUGGGUCACUCCGAAGGGGAAGAGGGCCCCAUACCGCGGGAUGGAGAAUCUUCCCCCUUGGGUGGCUUCCAUGGCUCUAGUGCAGAAGCGGAUGGAGACGUGGAUGCUGACUCUGGUGCAGAUAAUCACCACCAUCAGAGAAGUGGUGUCCUGCGGGGAGACGAGGACGCCUCCUACUCAGACAGCGACAUGUCAGUCCUGUCCAUCACUUCCUCCGGGUCAUCGUCCUACGUGUCCUGCUCCUCGACCUCCUCCUCCUAUUACCACAAAAAUAAAAGGAAAACAAAAUAUGAUAAGUCGAAAGAAAUAGAUUACAAGAACAUCCUCCUGGAGGAAGAAAACGAAAAGAAAAAUAUCCUCCCAACAUCAUUGGCGUUACAAAAUUUGUUUUACAAGUUACAUUGCAUGAAUGAAGCUGUGUCAUGUAAAGAGCUCAUAAGAUCCUUUGGAUGGGAUGCAAGUGAUGUGUUCACGCAACAGGACACACACGAGUUGUUAAAAUUGUUACUAGAUAAGGUGGAAGAACAAAUGAAAGGAACGGUAGUCGAAGGGUCAGUGAAAAAAAUGUUCGAAGGAGAAGUAGAAACUUAUAUAGAAUGUUUAGACAUAGAUUAUAAAAGUGUGAGAAAAGAAACCUACGAAGAUAUUCAGCUGGACGUACAAGGCUGCAACAAUAUUUAUGAAUCUCUGGAUAAAGCAAUCGAGGCAGAAGUUUUGGAGGGAGAUAAUAUUUACGAAACAGAUGGCUAUGGAAAACAAAAAGCCAAAAAAGGCAUGAGGUUUUUGAGCUUCCCCAAUAUUUGUAUAUUUCUCCUGAAAAGAUUUACAUUCGAUUUGCAACGGAUGGAAACGGUGAAGUUGAAUAAUCGAUUCGAAUUUUAUAAAGAGUUGGAUCUGUCGAAAUAUUGCAAAAGUGGAGGACAGUAUAUUUUACAGGCCGUAUCAGUGCACCAAGGGAAUAUGAAUAGUGGGCACUACUACUCCUUUAGUUAUAAGCACAAUGAAAAUUUUUGGCUCAAAUGUGAUGAUGAUAAAAUAUUUCGGGUCAGUGAAUACUCCGUCAUUAAUGACAACUUUGGUGGGUACGACAUUAACAUGGAAACUGAUCUCUACGACUUCGAUAUCGCAGAUAAAAUUAAGCAGAGGAUGAAACAUUACAGCGCCUAUAUGCUGGUCUAUGUAAAAAAAUCUCUCAUCCCCAAACUUAUUAAAGAGUGUGAUCCAGCGGUGGUCAACCCACAGGUUGUGAAAAGAUGCAGAAUGGAAGAAAUUAUCAACAGAAGGAGGACAAAAUUGAAACAAGAAAUUUUACAAUACGUAAAAAUUAGAGUAUUCGACAAGUACUCCUAUUUGUACAAGUCGUUCAGUGACUUACCCCCAGUAGGAAUCCCCUCCCUCUUCAACAUCAAAUUUGAUAGAAACAAAACCGUCUUGGAAACCUUCUGUAAAAUUUUGAAAAUCAUAAAGAAAAUUUAUCUCUGCAAGAGGAAGAAGCGUGCGGAUUAUUUGCUUUGCCAGUCUAGGAAGAUGAAGAUGGAAAAGACGGAGAAGGUGGAGAACGAGUCGAAGCAGAGGGACAGUCGUCCCAUGGGGGACCAUACUACAUCCGGGCUACUCAAAUCGGAAGCCUCAUUAGACUGCGGCCACCCCUACCGUCAAGCUCUCCUGGGAAAAAAAUUCGACCGAGGGAGCACUACCAAGGAAGAACGUGAUAAUAUAGCGGGAGCGACAUCCAGCCGAAGCGACCGCGGAAGCAGCGAUGGAAAUGGACGCCAUCAACCCGCACACGCAAAAUUAAAGGAGCAAAAAACGCACGAAAAGAAGUGGAACGAAUGCAUCCAGGAGAAGGGCCCUCGAAGGGAUGCGUCAAAAAAAGGGGUGAGCAAACGCGGAUUGAACGCAGAGUGUACUACCCCCGAAGAGGGACCUGGCGACCUAAAUGACGAGUGUGACAACCACUCGGAGGAGCUUCCUUCGCAGAGCUGUGAUGUGGAGGAUUCCUUAUCUACCGUGUCUUCAGUCCCCUCAUGUUGCAGCACCAAGUCAAUAGAUAAAUACAUAAAAUAUUUAUCCAAGAGGAAGAAUGAAAGGGUGAAAAAGAGAUCGUCCCAUGUGAACAACUCUAGAAUGAAAAAUUUUUCUUCUUCAAAUAAUUCGUCAUACUACUCCUCUUCGUAUAUGUCCAACUCGGGGGAAGACUCCUACUCCUCCGCCUCUUCCUCCUCAUCGAAUGGUUAUGUAAAAGAGAAAAAAUGUUUCUACGUGUUGCUGCCCACCAAUGAUGUGUACCGCUACUUCCCCUUAGACAUGAAAAUCAACAGUCAGCUGUACCUCUACGAACUUCUAAAAAAAACGAACAAAGAAUCGAAUGACCUAUUCCCAACCAUAGACAUAUUAUAUUUGCCCUAUAAUAAAAAAACGUCCAUUCGAAAAAAUAAUUCGAGCACAAAAAAUAAAAACGUUUUGUUUUUUUUUAAAUAUUUUGAUAUUUACGCCGAAGAAAAAAUAGGUGAUACGUCCCUCAUCUGUCUGGACCUCAUGUACUGCGAUGUGUACCUCAAGCCCAAGGAGUUAGAAUCAGUGAUUAUUCAAAAAAUAUUAAAGGCAAUGAAAAAAGGUUACAUUACCAGCUAUAAUUAUGACCUGUGGCGGAAUUAUCUCAAUGAGGAGGAAGAAUACUACUACGUAGAUGAUCCUCUGAAUUUCAAAAUUUUCAUUGAAUAUAAAAAUAAGUGUAACUUAAUAAAGUCAAAAAAAAUUAUUGCUCACAAUAAAAUGGUUCCGGGGGACAUCCUCAUCUUUAACUUUUUAAGUAACGCAGAAUUGGAAAAGAAGAAAAAUUUUAUCCUUCGCUUAGGCACAAGGAAGGAGGACCUUUUUCUUACCGAGGAGAAUCUAGUUACCUAUGAUCUGUUUUUUAAUGCUGAUGUGUUGAGUAAAAUUUUGUACAGGAAGAAAAAACUCAUUGAAAAAAUGCACAACUGCUAUUACAUUGUUAGUAAUAAAAAUGGCGUCUACUACAAGGUGUUGUCUUCCUGCGUGUCGGAUUCCGGUGACUGUGCCUUCCCAGCCAUGUCAAGCACCGCAAUUUCUAACCCGAACGGGGAUCCCACUGGUGGAGAACCUUCCCAAAAGGACCAUCUUAAUGAUGAAUAUUUUAUGAAUGAAUCGAAUUCAAAUUUGAGGAAGAAAAAGAUGAAAAAGGAAACGGCAUCCGAAGUGCCGGUCCCACUGGAUGCUAACAUCGAUCUUGCCUCUCCUGGUCGUAUGCAGCAAGGGAAUUUGUUCGCCUACGGGGAGGAAAAGAAUGGUGCGAACGCUUCUCCAGACAACGAAGAGGCAGAAGAAGAGGAACACUCACGCAAGACUCAACUAGGAUGUGACAGAACGAAAGGCAGCAGCUCCCGCUUGGGCCAAAAGGACGGAGUCAACCCAGCGCUCCAUGCACAGCAUGAAGAAGAUGCAAAGCACACACACCGUGCGGAACCCCACCUGCCGAUGAACACAGACCACCAUAUGAAAGACAACACACACGUAAUGGACGAACACAUGGAUGUUGAAAACGAAAACUUCAGUGCACUAAAUAUUACGAAAGAAAAUCUGAGCAGCCAGGAAGUGAUGAACCUUUAUCUUUACCUGAAAAAGUUCAACACCAAAUUUGAGAAAAACGGAAUGAACUACGACUACUCCUUGCUAAGUAAAGACAUGUUGGUGUCCGUGAACGAAGCAGCCGCUAGUAACAAAAAAAUAAUUUUUAAAAAGAAGAAAAAGCACCCGCCUAACAUUUUCAACAAUGAGUGUGUAAAUAUUUGUAGAGAUUACCAGUACCCAUUUUACUCUCCUCCCACUUCGGAUCUCUCAACGGAUGACGAAAAAAGAGUGCCUCAAAAAGGUAUACAAAGGGAACAAGUCAAAAGGAAGAAGAAAAAAAACAACCACGACGAGGCUGUGAUGGGUGUUUCUAUGCAAAAUAUAAAUUACACCAGUGGAUAUUAUCAAACCGGGGUAACCCACAUGGAAAUUAACACAGCUAAAAAUGAAGACAGUCAAGCGAACGAAUUAGUGUAUAAAUGCAACUCCAAUAACAUCAACGCGUUAGGAGAAAAAGCAACACACGUGAAAAACACCUCCGCGAUGAGCAACAGUGAUCUUAAAAAUGAUUAUGGACACAAUAGCAACCUGCGAUUACCCAGCGUAAACUUUAAUUCUUCUAACGAAAAUAACAUUUCAAAUGACCUAAUCGCCAGGAAUGACUCCGAAAUAUCGUUCUGUUCCUCGGCCAACUCAGACCUAACAUACACCUCGGAGAGCACAGCCUACUACAUGUUCAACGCGGAGGAGUCAUUAGAAUCUAUUUACACCAACGAAAUAUAUGAUCAUAAGAAGAAGCGAAAGAAAAAGAAGAAGAAAAAAAAAAAAAAAAAAAAAUAG
Messenger RNA from Plasmodium fragile, 6639 nucleotides. RefSeq lists its product as uncharacterized. Gene Ontology annotation, biological process: protein deubiquitination; regulation of protein stability. NCBI's taxonomy places the organism in Eukaryota, Apicomplexa, Aconoidasida, Haemosporida, Plasmodiidae. Gene Ontology annotation, cellular component: cytosol; nucleus. Gene Ontology annotation, molecular function: protein binding; cysteine-type deubiquitinase activity; cysteine-type endopeptidase activity. The record is from RefSeq and is a predicted model, not a curated record. The transcript has a single exon. Bases 1 to 6639 code for a protein of 2212 amino acids.